AUUGUAAUUUGAUGUUUAUUUAUGAUUAAAUAGAUUCGUAUUUCGUUAAGCAAACUUAAUUGUGUUUAAGUUGUGAAUGCAAUUAAUAGUAAAUAAAUAUUAGCACACUUUAAACAAACGUUUAUUAUGUUUUUAGGGAUAACGUGGAUAGUUUAAUUUGUGAAAAUUGUUUAAUAAAAAGUAAUUAUGCAUAGAAGUAUAGGAAAAAGAAUUCGUAUGGAUGAUCCUCCUCCAAUGGAAUACGAUGUUCCUGGAACGCCAAGUAGUUCUAUUCAUCCAAGUCCAAUGACUCCCAGCCGAUCAGAAUAUCAAGAACAUUACAACCCUUAUGCAAAUUACCAAAAUGUCCAAACACCAAGAUCUGAAGUUUUCGGAAUGAAUCAUUAUCAAGAACCUGGUAUGUCAGAUAAUAAUUAUGAUCAGAUGCAAAUAGGACAACAACCACAGUCUUUGAUGACGUACGGAUCUGCUCAUCAUCAAGCUUCACCAUCUGUUCAUGGUGAUAUGCAAGAUAACCAUAUGCCCGUUCAUGAUGAAAUGUCAAAUUUACAUUUAGAUAAUCAAAUGCCAUCCACAAGUAACGAUGUUGAUCAGGUGGGUAAUGUUCGAAUGACUAGAGCUAGAACAAGAGGUGUUACAUAUCCUCCUCAAAGAAAUGUAACUCUUUCUCCAUCGCCACCUCCUGAGAAAAAGUUGGAAAAACGUAGACCCGGAAGACCACCUGGAAGGCCUCCAGGGUCAAAGAAACAACCAGUUCAAGCACCGCCUGUUGAUUUGCAAUUCGAAAAUGAUGGUACAUUGUAUGGUACAAUUAAAAAUGGUCGUAUAUCCUUACAAGUUGUUGUUGAUGAUUGGAUUGAGCAGUACAAAAUUAACAAAGACGAAGCACUGCUUGUAUUGAUGCAAUUUUUCAUUAAUGCUGCUGGUUGUAAAGGUGUAAUUACUUUAUCCAUGUUGGAAAAUAUGGAGCAUGCCGCUAUUAUUAGGAAAAUGACAGAAGAGUUUGAUGAAGAGAGUGGAGAAUAUCCUCUUAUUAUGAGUGGUAUUCAAUGGAAAAAGUUUCGGUCAAAUUUUUGUGAUUUUGUUGCACAAUUAGUGAAGCAGUGUCAAUAUUCCAUUAUAUAUGAUCAAUAUUUAAUGGAUAAUAUGAUUUCCCUUUUGACGGGGUUAUCAGACUCUCAAGUUCGAGCUUUUAGACACACUGCUACACUUGCCGCUAUGAAGUUAAUGACUGCUCUAGUAGAUGUUGCUCUUAUAGUUUCUGUUAAUCUGGAUAACACACAACGGCAAUAUGAAGCAGAACGACAAAAAACCAGAGAUAAAAGAGCUAGUGAUCGUUUGGAGACAUUAAUGGCUAAAAGACAGGAACUUGAAGAGAACAUGGAUGAAAUCAAAAACAUGCUAACAUAUAUGUUUAAAUCAGUAUUUGUUCACAGAUAUAGGGAUACAUUGCCUGAAAUAAGAGCUAUAUGUAUGGCAGAAAUUGGAGUGUGGAUGAAAAAAUUUCACCAAAAUUUCUUAGAUGAUUCGUAUUUGAAAUAUAUAGGAUGGACUCUACAUGACAAAGUGGGGGAAGUGCGUUUAAAGUGUUUGCAGGCUUUGCAACCUUUAUAUGCUUCUGAAGAUUUGAAAAGCAAGUUGGAACUCUUUACCAGCAAAUUUAAGGACAGAAUCGUUGCAAUGACUUUGGAUAAAGAAUACGAUGUUGCAGUUCAAGCUGUCAGAUUAGUCAUAAGUAUUUUAAAGCAUCAUCGCGAUAUUUUAUCUGACAAGGAUUGUGAACAUGUAUAUGAACUCGUUUACUCAUCACAUCGAGCUGUUGCUCAAGCUGCUGGUGAGUUUCUAAACGAACGCUUAUUUAAACCAGAAGAAGACAUGAAGACUGUGAGAACAAAACGAGGAAAGAAACGGUUACCAAAUACACCAUUAAUAAGAGAUUUGGUUCAAUUUUUCAUUGAAUCUGAGUUGCAUGAACAUGGAGCCUAUCUAGUUGAUUCGCUUAUCGAUUCUAAUGAAAUGAUGAAGGAUUGGGAAUGUAUGAGUGAUUUGUUAUUGGAAGAACCCGGUUUAAGUGAAGAACGAAUGGACGAUAGACAAGAAACAAGCUUGAUUGAAUUGAUGGUAUGCUGUAUUAAACAAGCAGCGACUGGAGAAGCACCCGUGGGACGAGGGCCAAAUAGAAAAAUGAUGUCUGUAAAAGAAGUAAAAACGGUGCAAGAUGAUAAACAGCGUCUAACUGAGCAUUUCAUCAAAGUACUACCUCCUCUUAUUGACAAGUAUAGAGCGGAUGCUGACAAACUGAUUAAUUUGUUAUCUAUACCUCAAUAUUUUGAUCUAGAUAUAUAUACUACAUCGAGACAAGAAUCUAACUUGGAUUUAUUGCUUAAAAAAAUUCAUUUAGUAACUGACAAACACCAGAAUGACGAAGUUCUUGAAACUUGCGCUAAAACUCUAGAAAUACUGUGUUCCAAAAACAAUUCUACUCUUGCUACUAGGUGUAGUGUACAAAAAAGCACUCUAAUGGAUACUAUUACAAAUAAACAUAGAGAGGCAAUGGACGAUUGGAAUAACCUCAUCGAAGGAAAUGAAAAGCCCGACGAUGAUGAAAUUUACAAUGUAGUAAAUAGCAUGAAAAAACUCUCAAUUUUCUAUUCUUGCCAUAACUUGGGACCAUGGAAUUUAUGGGACAUAAUAUUUCAAGAUUUGAAAAUGGCUCAUGAAGGAACCAAACCGUUGCCAGAAGAAGCAAUAAAAUAUAGUAUUUCGGCUUGCAUGUUUGCUACUAUGUGGGAGUUGCACAACAUAGAAAAUGUUUUGGAAAAUGGACGCAAUGAAAAUAUUGAAGAACAAGUGUCACAAGUAAAAAACAAACUACACGAAUUCAUGGAUGUUUUACGUGGAAUCUUAGCUCAUUCCAUUAAUCCCCAAUUUAAAGAAGAAGCAUAUAUAUCAAUCUGUGACUUGUUAGUGGUGUUCUGUAAUCAGCUUGGUGUUAAACACAACCCUGUGUUAGGAAGUUUAGUUUAUGAUUCUGACAAAGAACUUCAAGAUUUACUAAACAAUUUUAUUCAAAAAAAUGUAUUUGUUUACGAACAAGAAGGAGCUCAAGAUGAACAUUCAAAAAUUGAAGAACUGCAUAAAAGAAGAAACUUUUUGGCUUCUUAUUGUAAGCUCAUUGUAUAUGGAAUGAUUCCCGUAACGUGUGCUGCUGAUAUUUUCAAACAUUAUGUUAAAUCUUACAACGAGUAUGGAGAUAUAAUAAAGACAACUAUCGGUAAAGCGCGAGAGAUCAACAAAGUGAUUUGUGCUAGAACUAUGGUGGUCAGUUUAAUCACAUCGUUUAGAGAACUACAAAUUAAUAGCGGCACAUUCCGCAUAUCCCGAACGUCUGAUGAAUUUAGCAGCUUAAAAGAGUUGGCCAAAAGAUUCGCUCUUUCUUUUGGCUUGGACGCAUUGAAAAAUCGUGAAGCAAUGGCUGCUUUACACCGCGAAGGUGUAGUAUUUGCAGUAGGCACUGAUGAAGGAAUUGCUCAAGAUGAUCCUUCUGUACCACCCGCACAUGUUGCGUUUUUGGAAAUACUGGCAGAGUUUACAAACAAACUAUUGAAGCAAGACAAACGUAUUGUCCUCAACUUUUUGGAUAAACACAUAACGUCAGCAGUACCUUCUAGCCGCAGUGAAGACUGGCAACCUUGGGUCAUCUACAGAAAUAGCUUGAUGCACGGGGAUGCCGAACCUGGACCAGUAACCUCCCGAAGAGCGUACACACGCAGAAAUAAAAAAGAAUCUUACGAUGAUGACGAUGACGGAUCUGAUCAGGACUUCAGAACUCCAACUGCCCAAAUUGAAACACCUAUCAAGAGAAGACGAUCCAAAAUAAACAAGUCAAUACGAUUUCAAGAUAGAUUGGAAGGACAGUCCGAUAAUAUUUCUGACACUACUUCAGCUGGUGGAUCCCGACCAACACGUCAAUGUAUUAAUCGUUCUAUACCGUACCGCUACAUUCAAGAAGAUGAUGAUGAUGACGAUGAUGAAUAAAUGUAAUCAUUCAAUAAAUUAAAUAAUUCAAUACAUUUAAAAGAGAAUGGAUUUUUUUUAAAUUAUAAGUAAUAACCCAUU
Messenger RNA from Adelges cooleyi (spruce gall adelgid), 4119 nucleotides. It is a transcript of the gene SA1, whose product is annotated as cohesin subunit SA-1. NCBI's taxonomy places the organism in Eukaryota, Metazoa, Arthropoda, Insecta, Hemiptera, Adelgidae. Gene Ontology annotation, biological process: sister chromatid cohesion. The coding region runs from base 187 to 4038 and encodes 1283 amino acids. The transcript has 23 exons. Gene Ontology annotation, molecular function: chromatin binding. Gene Ontology annotation, cellular component: nucleus; chromatin; cohesin complex. The record is from RefSeq and is a predicted model, not a curated record.